This is a messenger RNA of Dovyalis caffra, 2343 nucleotides long. Lineage: Eukaryota; Viridiplantae; Streptophyta; Magnoliopsida; Malpighiales; Salicaceae. The record is from the annotation of a GenBank genome assembly.
AUGGAGGCAAAAGAGGUUGGCCUGGAUAACAAUUGCUGUCUGCUUAUGAUCCGAGCACUUUGUAAAGGAGGUUACUUGAAGGAGGCACUAAAAAUGAUUGAUUUUAUUGGAGAAAGUCAUGGAACCUAUCUUACCCUGCCUGUGUAUAACACUUUCUUGGGAGCCUGUUCAAAAAUGAGCAGUUUAGAUUAUGCCGAUCAAUGUUUGCAAUUGAUGGAGCGCAGAAUGGUGGGGAAGGAUGAAGUUACUUACGCAAUGCUUCUGAAGCUUGCAGUUUCACUACAGAAUCGCUCUGCAAUCUAUGAAAUCUGGAAAGACUACAUCAAGCACUUCAGCCCAAGUAUCAUUAGCUUGCGAAAGUUUAUUUGGUCCUUUACAAGGUUAAGAGAUUUAAAGUCUGCAUAUAAAACAUUGCAACAUAUGGUGGUUUUAGCAAUGCAAGGAAAUACUGUUGUACGGACCUCUUCUACAGGACAGCUCUAUUCUUCAAGAUCGAACAUUCCCCUGAAUUCCAACAGUGAAUUAGGCAUGCCGCAAUAUGAGUUGAAGGAUAAUGAACAGCCUGUUCCUUCAACAACAAAUACUUCUGCUUGUAACAUACAAGAGUCUGUUACUUUGUUCAUGGGAAAGAAAGAAGUUGAAAGUGGGGGAGCAAUUGGACUGGAUAAAUGGGAAAUCAUGCCUGUUUUGAGGCUCCUAGAAUGGUCUUUUGCCGAUAUGGAAAGUCUUGACUUGCUACCUUCAAGAUAUACAUAUGAUGGGUUUGCUAGAGCUGUUUCAAAGAGAUAUUACAGGGAAGGCAUGGAAGUGUUAAACACAAUGCAACAAAGGAAUUUGAAGCCACGUGAUUCAACUCUUGCAAUCAUUUCAGUGGCUUGCAGCAGAGCAUUGGAACUGAAUUUAGCAGAGGUUCUGUUGGAUCAAAUUACCAACUGUCCAUUUCCAUAUCCUUAUAAUGCAUUUCUUGAAGCAUGCAAUGCAAUGGAUCAACCUGAACGUGCUGUGCAGAUGUUGGCUAAAAUGAAACAACUAAAGGUCCAGCCAGAUUGUUGGACAUAUAAGCAACUGUUUUCAUUAUUUGGUAAUGUGAAUGCUCCAUAUGAGGAGGCCAAUAUGCUGUCGCAUGUAGACACUGCUAAGCGAAUAAAGGCUAUAGAGAAGGAUAUGGUAAAAAACAAUGUCCAGCACAAUCAGGAAUCAAUGACGAACUUGUUGAAAGCUCUUGGAAAAGAAGGGAUGAUGAGAGAGCUAAUGCAAUAUUUACAUAUGGCAGAAGAUCUUUUCUAUCACACGAACACUUUUCUGGGAAUACCUAUUUAUAAUACAGUGCUGCAUUCACUUGUUGAGGCUAAGGAAUGUCAUAUGGCAAUUGCGGUAUUCAAACAUAUGAAAUCAAGUGGUUUUGAGCCAAAUGCUGCAACUUACAAUAUAAUGAUUGAUUGUUGUUGCACUAGAAGAUGUUAUAAAUCUGCUUGCGCACUGGUUUCCAUGAUGUUGCGUUCUGGGUUUUAUCCACAGGCAGUGACAUACACUAUUCUCAUAAAGAUUUUGUUGAAAGAUAAUGAUUUUGAUGAAGCAUUAUAUCUUUUGGAUCAAGGGCAUACGGAAGAGAUUGAACUUGAUGUACUCUUGUAUAAUCCCAUUCUUCAGAGAGCAAAAGAUAAGAGAAGGAUCGAUGUUAUUGAGCUUAUCAUUGAGCAGAUGCACCGGGAGAAAAUCCAGCCUGAUCCUACAACCUGCUAUAGCGUGUUCUCUGCAUAUGUGUAUUGCGGUUUUGAUAAUAUGGCCAUGGAAGCAUUGCAAGUUUUGAGCAUGCGGAUGAUUAGCCUAGAAGAUUGCCUUUUGGAAGAAAAUAAGGCAGAACUUGAGGAUUUGAUCCUUUCGGAAGACAGCGAAGCUGAGUCUCGAAUACUUGAGCUUUUUAAAGAUUUCGAGGAGUAUAAUGCUGUUGCCCUUUUGAGUUUAAGAUGGUGUGCCAUUCUUGGGUUUCAACUUUCUUGGUCACCAAAUCAGAGUGCAUGGGCAAGAAGACUAUCAGCUAGCUAUGAUAGCAGAAAGAAAUUGGAUUUCGAGGAGUAUAAUGCUGUUGCCCUUUUGAAUGGUGUGCCAUUCUUGGGUUUCCACUUUCUUGGUCGCCAAAUUAGAGCCCAUGGGCAGGAAGACUAUCAGCUAGCUAUGAUAGCAGAAAGAAAGUCACCUGAUACUAAGGCUGCAUUUUUGUCUCAGAAGCAAUGGCUACGCCAUUUUAAUCGCAACUUGCCUUGUGUAGUUGGGUUUCUUGAUGGAGAGCUGUUCUUAGUUGGUCAGUUGGGUUUCCCUCCAACUUCUUGGCCACUUUUGUAA